Molecule: messenger RNA, 2765 nt
Organism: Ananas comosus (pineapple)
Lineage: Eukaryota; Viridiplantae; Streptophyta; Magnoliopsida; Poales; Bromeliaceae
Exons: 24
Coding region: 15-2621 (868 amino acids)
Molecular function (GO): methyltransferase activity; oxidoreductase activity
Source: RefSeq, a predicted model, not a curated record
GAGAGAGAGAGAGAAUGCGGCGGCGGCAGCGGGUGGCGGUGGUCGGGGCGGGGAUAAGCGGAAUGGCUGCGGCGUAUGCGCUUGCCAAGGCCGGCGCGGAGGUCGUGGUUUACGAGAAGGAGGAUUUCUUGGGCGGCCACGCGAAGACCGUCGCCGUCGACAGCGUCGACGUCGACCUUGGCUUCAUGCUCUUCAAUCGGGUAACAUACCCCAACAUGAUGGAAUUGUUUGAGAGUUUGGGUGUUGAGAUGGAGAGGUCAGACAUGUCCUUCUCUGUGAGCUUGGAUGGUGGCAAAGGCUGUGAAUGGGGGAGCCGAAGCGGCUUCUCCGGCUUGUUUGCUCAGAAAAGCAAUGCAUUCAAUCCUCACUUCUGGAGAAUGCUCAAAGAGAUUAUCAAGUUCAAGGAGGAUGUUCUCAAGUACCUUGAGGAGCAUGAGAACAAUCCUGAUCUCGAUCGCGACGAGACUUUGGAGCAAUUCAUUACAUCGCAUGGAUACUCUCAAUUAUUUCAGAAAGCUUAUCUUAUUCCGAUCUGCGCUUGUAUAUGGCCGUGUCCUUUGGAAGGAGUGAUGAGCUUCUCGGCUUUUGCCGUGCUUUCGUUUUGUCGUAAUUAUCAUUUUCUUCAGCUUUUUGGCCAUUCGCAAUGGCUUACCGUCAAAUGCCGAUCACAAUCUUAUGUGAAUAAGAUGAGAGAAGAGCUGAAAAGAAUGGGCUGUCAAAUUAGAACCAGUUGUGCAGUUGAGUCAGUCACAAGUAUUGACGGAGGUUGUCAUGUGCUGACGAUAGACCAUUCGGAUGAGAUAUACGACAGUUGCGUAAUCUGUAUACAUGCACCAGAUGCUAUAAAGAUUUUGGGAACUCAAGCAACAUACGACGAAAUAAGAAUACUCGGUGCAUUUCAGUUUGUAAACAGUGACAUAUAUCUUCAUCACGACAAAACUCUAAUGCCGCAAAAUCUAUCAGCAUGGAGUGCUCUGAAUUUUCUCGGAACCACACAAAAUGGUGUUUGUGUCACAUAUUGGCUGAAUGUGCUUCAGAAUCUUGGCUCAACCGGUCUCCCCUUUCUUGUGACCCUGAAUCCUCCUCGCGUUCCAGAUCACACCUUACUUAAAUGGCGCACUGGACAUUCUGUUCCAUCAGUAGCAGCCUCAAAAGCUUCUCUUGAGCUUAAUCAAAUUCAAGGCAAAAGAGGAAUAUGGUUUUGCGGAGCAUAUCAAGGUCACGGUUUCCACGAGGAUGGACUAAAGGCUGGACUAGCUGCUGCAUCUGGGCUACUCGGAAAAGAGUGUGCUCUUUUGGAGAACCCAAAACAUUUUGCACCUUCGUUGAUGGAAAGAGGCGCAAGAUUUCUAGUUACAAGAUUUCUUGAUCGGUUUAUCUCUAUUGGUAAUUUAACGCUGCUGGAAGAAGGAGGCACUAUCUUCAGUUUUGGACAAACCAAUGAGAAAUGUUCCUUAAAAUCUGUUUUGAGAAUACGCGAUCCCUUGUUCUACUGGAAGAUUGCGACAGAAGUUGAUUUGGGGUUCGCAGAUGCAUAUAUAAAUGGUUAUAUUUCCUUCGUUAAUGAGCAAGAAGGCCUCCUGGAUUUUUUUCUGAUUCUGAUUGCUAACAGGGAUCUGAGGAGUACUUCUAACACCGCAAUUAUUAAGAGGGGUUGGUGGACGCCGUUACUUCUGACAGCUGGACCCGCAUCUGCCGGAUACUUUUUCCGGCACAUUUUGAGGCAGAAUACUGUAACGCAAGCUCGUCGAAACAUAUCUCGCCACUAUGAUCUGAGCAAUGAUUUGUUCUCUCUCUUUUUGGACGAGACGAUGACAUACUCUUGUGCAAUUUUUAAGACAAAGAAAGAGGACUUAAAAGUUGCGCAGUUACGGAAAUUACAUCUCCUUAUUGAAAAGGCUAGAAUCGAUGGCAAGCAGGAAGUUCUCGACAUUGGUUGUGGAUGGGGAAGCCUAGCAAUAGAAGUCGCGAAGCGCACCAGUUGCAAAUACACAGGAAUCACCUUGUCUGAACAACAACUUAAGUAUGCUACAAAAAAAGUGAAAGAAGCUGGUUUACAGGACCGCAUUACGUUCUUGUUAUGCGAUUACCGCCAACUCCCAAAAUCACACAAAUAUGACAGGAUUAUAUCAUGUGGGAUGAUUGAAGGAGUCGGCCAUGAAUACAUGGAGGAAUUUUUUGGCUGUUGUGAAUCUGUUCUCGCUGAAGAUGGCAUAUUAAUCCUCCAGUUCAUGUCAAUACCAGAAGAAAGAUACGACGAGUACAGGAGAAGCUCUGACUUCAUAAAGGAAUACAUUUUCCCUGGAGGAUGUCUUCCUUCUUUGAGUAGAAUAACAUCAGCAAUGGCCGCCACUUCUAGAUUAUGUGUUGAGCACCUGGAAAAUAUUGGCAUUCAUUAUUAUCAGACAUUGCAAUGCUGGAGGAGCAAUUUGCUGGCAAAUAAACAAAAAAUUCUCUCUCUGGGAUUCGAUGAAAAGUUUAUCCGAAUGUGGGAGUACUACUUUAUUUACUGUGCGGCCGGUUUUAAAUCCCGCACACUGGCCGACUAUCAGAUGGUAUUCUCGCGGCCUGGUAACCUAAAAGUCUUCAACGAUCCGUUCACGAGUUAUCCGUCGGCUUAGUGGUAACUUUCGAUUGGUUUGUUAGUGUACUACUAUUGCUUGAGACAUGAGUUUCCUUUUGUUUUUCUAAACUAUGCUGUUGAAUAUGCAGCGCAAUCUGAAAUCAUUUCUAGAAGAAUAUAAUUUUUCAUUUGGAACUGUUAA